AUGUCUGCCGCCUCUCCAAUUUUGAAACCAAUUGCUCAACGUCGUACAAUUUACGCUUUGAAACCAGUUUUGCCAUCCAAUGUUACUUUGAAGGAUAUCCAAUCCAUUGUUCAAGAAAUUGUCAAGGAAACCCCAUCUGCUUUCAACUCUCAACCAAACCGUGCUGUUAUCAUUACCGGUGCUACUAAGACCAAGGUCUGGGACAGUGUCGUUAAGGCUAUUGGUAAUGGGGACGGUGCCAAGAGACCAGCUUCCAUUAGAGAUGAAGCUUUCGGUUCCGUCCUUUUCUUCACUGACUCUAGUGUUACCAAGAAUAUGCAAUCUCAAUUUGCCAUUUACAAGGAUGCUUUCCCAGUUUGGGCUGACCAGUCCUCUGGUGCCGUUCAAAUCCAAGCCUGGACUGCUUUGGAAGCCAUUGGUUUAGGUGGUCACUUACAACAUUACAACCAAUUAGUUGAAGCUGCUUUACCAGCUGAUAUUCCAAAGAACUGGGUUUUACAAGCUCAAUUGAACUUCGGUGUUCCAGCUGCUCCAGCUGGUGAAAAAGAAUACGCCAGCAACCCAGUUAAAGUUUACGAAUAA
Molecule: messenger RNA, 582 nt
Organism: Henningerozyma blattae CBS 6284
Lineage: Eukaryota; Fungi; Ascomycota; Saccharomycetes; Saccharomycetales; Saccharomycetaceae
Product: nitroreductase family protein
Exons: 1
Coding region: 1-582 (193 amino acids)
Biological process (GO): cellular response to oxidative stress
Source: RefSeq, a predicted model, not a curated record